Messenger RNA from Corylus avellana, 460 nucleotides. NCBI's taxonomy places the organism in Eukaryota, Viridiplantae, Streptophyta, Magnoliopsida, Fagales, Betulaceae. The record is from RefSeq and is a predicted model, not a curated record.
ACCCGGCCCAGUUUAAUGGUAGGGUUUGCAUAUAAAUACCGUAAAGCCACCAUCAGUUCAUUUGAGUACACAGCCUUCGUUUUCCUCGGCUGCGCAGAGUUUUCGAGCCGUUCGAAGGAAUUUUGGGUUUCUCUCUCACUUUGCCACCAUGCGAGCCAAGUGGAAGAAGAAGAGGAUGAGGAGGCUGAAGAGGAAGCGCCGAAAGAUGAGGCAGAGAUCCAAGUAGAAGCAGAGCUGCGCUGGGCUCGAUCGAGCUCGCACGACGUCGUUUCUGGGUCUUACUGGGUUUUGGCUGGCGUCUUUGUUUUGUUACUUAGCUCGUUUAGGUCCGCUUUUGAACCAUUUGCUAGCGGCUUAGUGAUUUGACUCUCUUGAGCAUUUAAUUUUGUUUUUUAUGAGAUGGGUUAUGUGAAUCUACUGAAUUUGUUUAUCUAAUCUAUUAUAUUUGGUUUUGAUAUUA